ACAAUAGCAGGUGAGCUUACUCCUCAUGGCGAGGUUCGUCAGAUGUAAGUCUUGUUAUGACUUGUAGACAGUUUGGAUACUGGUCAUUUCGGUCCAAACUUUAUCCUCCCAACGUCAUGAAUAGACCUCAGCCAAUGCCACCAGCAGACGACCGUAGCCAGCCAAUGACCACCUAAGGGCGUGAACAGUGUAAGCGCAUCGCAAACUUGAUCAGAUGUUCUGCGGCCUCCCAGUAUUAUAGAACACAAGGCAAAACCGACAUAGAUUUCUCUCAAAAUGAGGCGUUCCGUCCCAACCUCAAUGAAGAUGUUCCUGUGUGUGGUCGUCACCAUCUUCAUCUGUCGUUACUUCUACAUCAGCAACUCUCCUAACAAACCAUUCCACAAGGUUACAUUUCCCACUGGGCAUGAAUCUGUCCAAACAGUUAACCCUUUACCUGCCAGUAUCGCUAGGUUAGCCUUCAAGGAAUACCACCCUUCGGGCGACCAGCGUAGGGACAAAAGUAAACUAAUUUUUGCGUACUCCCCCGACGUCACCUACGCCUACCGCUCUGAGCACAUUUAUCCCCUGAAUUGCGAGGAUGUUCGCUGCGCUGUCACGACGAGAGGAAAUUAUUUUCGAGACAGCCACGCGGUAAUAUUUUCCGGCCAAUUUCUUGAGAAAAACAAAAUUCCCCAAAUGGAAAGAAAUGGUAAAGUGUUUAUAUUAUUUGAACACCGACCCCUUGUUCCUGAAAUUGCCAGAAAGCUCAAAUCAACUUUAAGGGACAAAUCAGUGUUCAACUGGACUAUUGGUUACUCGCGCGAUGCUGAUAUUGGAAUAUCUUAUGGAACUAUUGUCAAGAAAAAAGCGGUUCCUUUCUAUAACCUAACAACCGUUGUUUCGAGGAAGGAGAGGACUGUUGUCAUAUUUCAACAGAGUUGCAAGACUCCGAGCCGAUUGGAGGAUUAUCUGAAACAACUUCGAAAAUAUGUGAAGGUCGAUAUAUACGGACCUUGUGUAAACCGGACCCUGUGUGAUCGGGACCUAGACUGUUUUGUCAAGGUCGGCCGAGAAUACAAAUUCUAUCUAGCGUUUGAGGAUGUGUUCUGCUCUGAAUAUAUAAGUGAUGUGUUCUUCCGCUUUUACGGGACCGCCGCUGUGCCUAUAGUCCGUGGAGGGGGAGAUUACUCCAGUGUUGUCCCUAAAGGAACCUAUAUCAACACAGCAGAUUUUAAGUCCAUCGCUGAGUUAGGAAAAUAUAUUCAAUACUUGGAUAAGAACGACACAGCUUAUAUAGAAAUCUUGAAGAGGAAGCGAUACCAUGCUUCAGUGUAUUCGCGCCACCAGGUUGUCCAAUGGAUAGAUAAAACGAUUAUUCGAAAUAUUUUUAUGGAUAUGAACAAUAUGAUGUGUGACAUUUGUCGGAGACUGUGGAACGUGGACGACUACAGGAAAACCUACAGCGACAUCCUCACCUGGUACGGAAAGUCCAAGUGUACGAAGCCAGCGGACCUGGAUUCACGGAAACCAGCUUCUACACGCGCUUCUAACUCUACAGCCGUGAAACAUUAACUCACUACUCAGUAAUUAACAUUCGGGAUACUUUUGGUGAUGCUUGCAGUAUAUACUUAAUGUACUGGAUUCAUUGAAACCUCAUUUAUCCGGACAAUACGGGUAAUAAAGGCACGUGUUGCUCUUCUAACACACACACCCCUAUUUUAUGUAUUAUUUUUACCCCCCUCCUCCCCCCUUGUUCAUCAUCACCGACGGCUUGUGCAAUCCAUGAUACAAAAUCCGCAAGAGAAUAGAAAAUAGCGUAUUUCUGAUAUGUUUUCCCAAUUUCAUCCAAUUUUCUUAGCAUAAUAUAACAUUGAUGGGGAUAUCUGUACUCAUUCUUAAUAAUCUAAUCCAAUAUUUAACAACUCUCAUCUGUAUAGAUAUAUACUGACAAUGACGUCCUGUCUCACCAAGGUUAACUUUGUUGGCAGCAAACUUUCCAACUCCCAGAAAUCGCUUCAAGAGGGCUGCGUGGACUUUUUCAAUACUGCCUUGAUAUUUCAUUCCCCCAUAUUUCAGAUGCAUAUAAAAAUACUGGUGGAACUUUAGAGUCAAAAUACAUUGUAUUUUGCACGCACAGGAAAAUGAUAACUGUUUUGUUGAAAUAAAAUAUAGAUUGGAAUAAUGGCCUUUCUAGCUUGGCUCGGCCUUACGACAAGCAUUAGUAAGUCGGUGUGUGUAAGAAGCUGAAAAACUAACUAUUUAAAAUCAACUGGGUGUAGAAAAAUACUUGUUUUGUUUGGGUAAAUCUGGGAUUCGACUUGCAACAAUUUGUGCAAGUGUUUUGUGGGAAUGUGUAUUCAUGUGUUUUGUGGGAAUGUGUAUUCAUGCAUGUGCUUUGGAUUAUGAAAUAAAUGAGAACACAAAUACAGAGAUGCAACUAGGAACUUACCCGCUAGCCCGAGCUAGUUUGUCUAGUGUGUGUAGUGUUAUUGGUAUCCUGACUACCCUCAGGUCUUGUUGUAAUUUAGGGUGUCUUUAUAUGUCAUCAAUAUUGGGGCUAGGACAUGUUUCGGGUUCAGUUGCAUCCCUGCCAAUGUGAACUUUAAUAUAUUCA
Haliotis rufescens (red abalone) is the source of this 2596-nucleotide messenger RNA. RefSeq names its product alpha-(1,3)-fucosyltransferase 7-like. The transcript is spliced from 3 exons. Bases 277 to 1554 code for a protein of 425 amino acids. Gene Ontology annotation, cellular component: membrane. The record is from RefSeq and is a predicted model, not a curated record. Gene Ontology annotation, molecular function: alpha-(1->3)-fucosyltransferase activity. NCBI's taxonomy places the organism in Eukaryota, Metazoa, Mollusca, Gastropoda, Lepetellida, Haliotidae.